UCACAAAGAACGUCAUGUUUUCUUAAGGCCCCAACAAAUCCACCACCACCUGUGCCACAGCAAAAAGUUGUGCCUCCAGCGAAACUUGUUAACAGUGGUUUGAACAGUUCGGCUACACAAAAUGAUGGCAGCGUCAAGUCAGGAGAAGGCCUUUCUAAUGAUUCUCGACCUCUGCAGCUGAACGGACAAGUUGGAUUUGAUUCGCUUCCGCAUCAGCUUGUGCGGAAAUGUACUGAACAGGGAUUCCAGUUCAACUUAAUGUGCGUUGGUGAGACAGGUAUGGGGAAGAGCACGCUUAUUGAGUCUUUAUUCAACAUGACGCUUGAGUUUCCUCCUUGCAACAACGAAUUAAAAACGGUCGAGCUUCAUUCGAAGACUUACGAUGUGACAGAAGGAGGUAUUCAUUUGAAGCUGACUAUCGUCGAAACAGCUGGUUUUGGCGACCAAUUGGAUAAAGAUAAAAGCGCAGAAGUCAUAGUAAACUUCAUCAAUGAACAGUUUGAGAAGUAUCUGAAGGAGGAAUUGAAGGUCAAGCGUUGUCUUGAAUACUACGAUGAUACUCGUAUUCAUGCGUGUUUGUACUUUAUUUCUCCAACAGGACAUGGGCUUAAAGCUCUCGAUGUAGUGACUAUGAAGCGACUUUCGGAGCGAGUAAAUGUGAUUCCGAUAAUAGCCAAGGCAGACACGGCCUGCAAGGAUGAGCUUUCUCGUUUCAAAAGCAAGAUCCUUAGUGAGCUUCGAAGCAACAACAUAGCGAUAUACCAGUUUCCAACCGAUGACGAAACUGUACGUGCAGUUAACACAGAGUUGAACCAGUUGUUACCUUAUGCUGUCGUGGGAAGUACUGAUUUUGUAAAGAAAGAUAAUGGAAAGUUAUAUCGAGCAAGAAGGUAUCCGUGGGGCAUCGUGGAAGUAGAAAAUGAAGAUCACUGCGAUUUUGUGAAAUUGCGGGAGGCUGUGCUGCGUACUAACGUUGAUGCCCUCCGAGAAAGAACUCACAAAGUACUGUACGAAAGUUAUCGCCGAGAAAGAUUGCGAUCAAUGAAAGUCGGGGAUGGUGACACCGGCCCGAAAUUGCUUGAAGCUUUUGCCCAAAAACAAAAAGAAUUUGCUGACGAAAUGGCUGAAAAGGAAAAGGUGAUGCGAGAUCAAUUUAUUGCUCGAGUUAGCCGGAAGGAAGAAGAAAUGAAAAAACGCGAGGAACUUUUAAACAAGCGAGCUAAGGAAAUAAAGGAUACGUUUGAGAACGAAAUGAAGCAAAUUGAGUCACAGAUAAACUCUCUCAUGGAGGAAAAAAUGAAGCUAGAAAAUAAAAUCAACAAGAAAGCGCGGAAAUAA
Messenger RNA from Enterobius vermicularis (human pinworm), 1338 nucleotides. Lineage: Eukaryota; Metazoa; Nematoda; Chromadorea; Rhabditida; Oxyuridae. The record is from the annotation of a GenBank genome assembly.